UUUGAAAAUAUUUUUGCUCAAAGUAAAACAAAACAACAACAAAAAUCUCAAAUCGGGUACGGUAGCUAUCUAAUUCCACCUUCCAAACGUUGUGAUCCUCGACGUAGGGGGCAGUCUUUCACCGCUCUGUCCCUAAUGUCUACUCCGGUUGCUUCCGUGCGCAAUGACUUUCAACGUGCUCAAGCCAAAGAGGCGCACAUUGGUCGGGAAACCUGGGUGGGUAGCUAACGAUGAGCUAGCUAGUCCACGCAGAAAUUCGAAUUGAGGACUGGGAAGUGUCAAAUUCUCUGAACCCUGCCGGUUAGCUUGAUUUCGAUAUACGACUAUGAAAUAACGUUGACUUUUGGCAACACAAGUGCAUCGAUAUUGGAGUGAGCAGUAAUGAGGCAGGAGGAUUGAAGGAAGAAGCAGGUGUCCUUGUGGUGCAUUGGGAGACAGCAGUCAGGAGGAGGACAGGAUGCUGGAGGUAGAGGAGUCAGGCCCAACGGGGGCUGAGGGAGAUGAGGAGAUGGAGCUGUGUGGCGGUGACCUGAGAGUGGAGGUGAUGAGGCUGAAUUUGGAGCUCCAGGAGGCCAACGAGGAGAAACUGCAGGCGGCCCGGUAUGGCCUGGUGGUGCUAGAGGAGAGCGCCGAACUGAAGAAGAAGCACAGCCAGCUGGAAGAGGAGCACGAGACUCUCAAACAUGAGCUGCAGCAGCUAAAAGAGGCUCUGUCAGACUCUGUGACCUGCCACAAACGUGCAACAGCAGAUGGGGAGACCCGGGAGGAGUGCCUGUUGGAGGAGACUGCCAGCAAGGAGGCUGCCAUGGCAACCAGCAUGGCUGAGUUGCAGGCCGAGUUACGGCAGGCGCGCCUCGCUCUGGGCAACGCUCACGCUGAGAUAGACCGACAGGCCGGCCUCUCCUCCCAGCUGAAGAAGGAGUGUGAGUGUUCAGAGCUGGAGAAGGGCCACAUGAGGAAUGAGAUGAAGGAGUAUAAGGUGCGGGAGCUCCGUCAGCUCCAGGACAACAGUGAGCUGGAGGAGGAGAACACCUGUCUGCAGAAACAGGUGUCUGUACUCAAGGAGAACCAGGUGGAGUUCGAGGCGGUGAAGCUGGAGCUCACCCACAAGGAGGAGCAAGACGACGUUCUCCGGGCCCAGCUGGAGGAGGCGGCGCAGCUAAGGGAGAUCGCCGAGCGUCAGCUGGACGAGGCCCUGGAGGCCCUCAAGGAGGAGCGGGAGCAGAAGAACACCCUGAGGAGGGAGCUCUCGGCCCUAGCCCUCAACCCCUUCGACUCGGUCACACACCUGGAGAUGCAGCUGGAUGACAGUGGGGACAGCGGAGGGGACCGGGAGCAAGAAAAGGAUAGCGGUUGCAACGACGGCCCGGGGUCUGGUUGCGCUCCUCCUAACCCCAAGGCUAAUGGGCACAUCCAGCGCUUCUCCACCCCCAGGAACAGUGACGUGUUCCUGAGGCCUGCCCCUGGCCUGGUGUCUGACCUGCUCAGCGAGUUGCACCUCUCUGACGGACAGAAACUCAAACAGCAACUCAUGCAGGCUGAGAGGGAUAAGACUGGUCUGGCUAACACGGUCCAGGACCUCCAGAGGCAGUUGGAGCUGUCCCAGCAGGCCUUCAGUGAGCAGGAAGACAAGGUGGGCUCCCUGACCCAGCAGCUGGAGGCCGUGCAGCUGCAGAAACACAUCCUGCCCCAGGGGAAGGCAGCGGGCGACCAGGGGGCCGGGAGCACCAGGACCCUGGAGAACAGGUUGGCUGACUACGACUAUGAGCUGGACUUGAAGAGCACAGAGGUGCUGGAGGCCCGGAUGAAGGCGGCCGGCGAGGAGCUGCUGAAGCUGCGUGAGGAGCUGUCCCAGGCAGGGAAACGUUACUCGGCCCUGGAGCAGCGCUGCCGGCAGGAGAAGGAGCGGUGGAGGGGAGAGGCCCAUGAGCUGGCUGAGAAGAUCCGCCAGUGCAUCAAGUCCAGCCGGCAGGACCAGGAGCGCAUCAGCGAGCUGGAGAAGGAGAUCGGCGUGACGAGGAAAGUGGCUACUGAUUCUGAGGGUCAUCUCAGCGUGGCACAGGAGGAGCUGCUGGCCUUCUCUGAGGAGCUGGCCAACCUCUACCACCACAUCUGUGUGUGCAACAACCUCACGCCCAAACGCGUCACCCUGGACUACUACCGCGACGGGGCCAGGGGCCAGUCAGGGGGGAGUGGAGGGAAGUCCAACCACCUGCACCCCCAUCCCCAUCACGGCCGUAACAAGCGACGCUCCAAUGAGUUGUUUGCGAAGGCAGUGCACGGAGGGGAUGGAGACAGCAGGCCUGGUACUCCCCAGGAUUCUCGUGACAACUCCCCCACGCCACGCUGCUCCUCCCCCGCCCCAGUCUGCCCCAGUUCCCCCACCAUGGACUUCAGGGACCCCUCCAACGUCCGCAACCUGGUGGCUGUCAUCCGCUGCCAGAUCAAACACCUCCAGGUGGCGGUGGAUUUGUGUCGCCAGAGGGGCACGCUGCCCUAUUCGGGAGGGAUCAGCUGCGGAGGGGAGCUGGAAAGCGAGGCCCUCAUGGAGGAGGUGCUGAAGCUCAAGUCUCUACUCAGCACCAAGAGAGAGCAGAUCGCCACUCUGAGGACGGUCCUCAAAGCCAACAAACAGACGGCAGAGUUGGCUCUGAGCAACCUGAAGACCAAGUACGAGACGGAGAAGAGCAUGGUGUCUGAGACCAUGGUGAAGCUGAGGAACGAGCUUAAGGCCCUGAAGGAGGACGCUGCCACCUUCUCUUCACUGAGGGUCAUGUUCACCAGCAGGUGUGACCAGUAUGUCACCCAGCUGGACGAGAUGCAGAGGCAGCUAGCGGUGGCAGAGGAUGAGAAGAAGACCCUGAACUCCCUGCUCCGCAUGGCCAUCCAGCAGAAGCUGGCCCUGACCCAGCGUCUGGAGGACCUGGAGGCCCCUCUGUCCCCCCACGGCCUCGGCAGCAGCCCCCGCCGCACCAGGGCUAAGGAGCUAGGCACCAAGACGGGCCGGAGCCCCCGCCGCAACAGCCCCCGCUCCAGCCCGGUCCUCACCAACAACGUGCCCAGCACCGCCACCCAUCACCUCCGAGCCCUCACCCGCAGCAUCCACACCAGCCCUCGGUGAAACCAGUCAGCCAUCAUGAUCACCCCAAUCCCCUGUAUUCUCCAUGUCGACCUCCUGAUGUCAUCAUUCCUCCCAAGACAUCCUCUUCAUCCCAGACCCAGUGGACUGGCUGCUCCGAACACAUCUCCCCACCUUCUGUAUCGACCAAAGAUGCCUACCUGCAUGCAACCAGUAAAGGACUGUAAAAGAAGCAAAAAAGCUCAUUUUAUUUUCAUGAAGUAAAGGACUGUUUUCCUGACCGGCACAGUAUUAUCUACCCUUUAUUUUUCCUGCUGUUGAUGUGUAUUUAUGCAAGGUUCUAUAUUCCACUUUGACGCUGCUGCAUGUCUUUUUAACACUAGUGAAGACUUUUAGCCUGGCAACAUGACAGGGAACGGUCUUCUCCCAGUGGUGUCAGACCGCAUCCCCCUUAGACAACUGCUCCUGACCACUAUCCCUACAUUAGUGCACUACUUUUGACCAGGGCUCAUAGGGAUUUGGUCGAAAGUAGGGCAGUAGGUAGGGAAUGGUGUGCCAUUUCGGACGUGCCCCAUAUCAACACAGGGUUCAUGGGCAUUCACCCCCCCCUGUAGAAAUGGCUGCCUUACUAACCAUAUUGAAAUACUAAAAGCACAGGGAAGAGUCUUGUCUUGAUGUUUAUUUAUUCCUCUAGCUCUUUGCAUUUCCUACUGGCGAUAACUGUUAAAUCCUUGUCUUUCUUUGACGUACCUCACUGUUCGGCUUCGGCCUACCAGCCACGCCCUUCAGUCAGGAGAUCAAUAUCGCUGAUUUGAAAUUACAAAGCCAUAGUCUCAGGACUCAAGGUUAAUAUCACAGUUGAAUUAACUAGCUCAGAAAAAGAUUUGGGCGAUAUGUGAUUGGCAUGCUUCAUUCCAAACUGUGCACAUGGUUCCGCAUAGCCUGUGUGAUAUCACUGCUGUUCUGAGACUGAAGACCCUGCAGACAUCUGUUCUUCAGGACCUCGUGAGGGCUGGGGCCUCUGAGCCUGAUGGUUCCAUAGAAAUGUCAUUAUUACUACAGGCAUCUAUUAAUUCUAAUUGUAUUGGAAGGUUCUUCUCUCUCCUGGCAGCAGAGCUGCCGUUGUCUUGGGUCUUCUUCUACAGGGGCCCUGCAGGAACCACACUGCCAGCCUUAGUACAGAGCCAAUGGGAUGACAGGAUCUGAGCAGCAGACCCACAUAUGAUCAUAUCUAGUAGCCUAACCUAAAUGUUUUUUGGAGAUGGCCUUUCUUUUUUAUUUAAAUAUUCUAAAAAAUGGCUGAGGUCAACUCUGUACAAUUGGUUUCCGUCCUGUGUUUAGUGAAGGUCAAUACAUGAUGCUAAUUGGUGGUUCUAAUUUUUGAAAUAGUGCCUUGGUUUUUUCCUCCGCUGCCUCCAGUCAGUAGAUUUUAGACGAAGCCUUUUUAAAGAUGAACAGUAUUAUUCAACACUGUUGAACUGAUGAUGUGUGUAGUGUAUUUUAUUUGUAUGAUUAUGGAGCUGUUCUUUGUUUGCUUUUGAGGAAACCUAAUAGGCUCUUUUUUUGGUGCAUCGUUGAGUAGUAUGAGUUUGUACAUUUUUCUGCUCUUUGAGCCCUCAUUUUCUCACUCUUUCACCAAUGUGUUUGUACAUGUCUUGUAAAUGUAGCUGAUCAUCAUACAACAUCAGUAUGUAUUAUGUGGACAAUGUGUCUCAUCUGUAAAUGGAUUUUGUGUCGAUAGAACCCAAAUGUGUGUUCAUCAAUUUCUGUGUAUGUAAAGUAAGUUAAUUUUAUUGACCUCUGUGCACCACUUAUUGUGUGCUGGAGAAUAAAGGAAGGCCACUGUCUGUCUCUGUAA
This is a messenger RNA of Oncorhynchus mykiss (rainbow trout), 4937 nucleotides long. Its product is annotated as protein bicaudal D homolog 2. Gene Ontology annotation, cellular component: Golgi apparatus; cytosol. Gene Ontology annotation, molecular function: dynactin binding; cytoskeletal adaptor activity; dynein complex binding. Lineage: Eukaryota; Metazoa; Chordata; Actinopteri; Salmoniformes; Salmonidae. The record is from RefSeq and is a predicted model, not a curated record. Gene Ontology annotation, biological process: protein localization to organelle; regulation of microtubule cytoskeleton organization; microtubule anchoring at microtubule organizing center.